GCAAGACUCCAGACUUUGUUGACACAUGUAGUUUCAUCGACAUGGCGGCGACAUCGCCAUCCGGUAAUGACCGGCUCUUCAUUUUUGGUAUGGGAUGUGCGGCAGCCGCAGUGAUGUGGGCAAUGCGAGAGAUGCUCAUCUACUACCGCGACGAGGCUGCGAUACCUCCCUCCGAAAACAAACCCCAGUACAUAACGCAAGAUGUGGAGGACUCUUUGAAACUUGGUACUUUGAACAAACUACUGGACAGUCCUAAUUACUCUAUACAAGAGACUACUGCGAUCAUCAUCUGCGAGCGAGCUCUUCACGAUCAAAACGCCAUCGACGCUCUUCUAUGGCACAUCACUCGGCCGGAACACGAAUCAAGAGAACAGGGUAUUCGAGCUUUGACAAUGAUGAUGAACAGCUCUACUGUGAAAAUGAUCAACCGACCAGAAGGAUGGGCGGCGUUGGUCAAAUGCCUCGAGUACUCGAUUACAGACUACAAACAUAAUCUCUUCGACUCCGAAUGGGACAAUUGGCACUUACGAGACGUCGUCGAGCAAGGCUGUCUAAUGGUACUGGUUCAGCUAACAGAUAAAUACGGACCAUCUGGACUGGUCAAGUCACGAUUUGUUGACCGGUGGCUUGCGAAAGAACCAUGGUCUGAAGAUGAAACGUACCGAACGAUGAAGUUCGCAGACUCUUUGCACAACAAGAACCGACUGAGCGAGCUUACAAUACCAUUAUUUCGAGAUCAUGCUGGUCGGAAGCAGUUGAUCAAAGCAAAGCUUGUACCCCCCGAACUCGUCAUGGGCCCGUAUUCUAGGGAUAUUAAGAUGAUCAAUGGGGAGAGCACAGCAGGAGAAGACUUUGAUGGUAUGUUUGUGGAUAACAGACGAAGGCGAGAUCAGAGUUCUGAGGAUGACCAUAUCCGGCGUCGUCACCGUGAGGCUAUGGUACUGAACGAUGGCACAAGACCACUCGAGAGAGGCGACAUAAUUCAGCGAGAACGAUGAUGAGAUAUGCCAAGGAAAAGCAUGAUUAUAUUACAAAGAGGUUGUUUGCUAUCCAGACAACUAGGAACGUGAUGGGAUUUCCGAAUCUCUUGAAAAGAUUGACCCGCAAUGCGUCCGGAGCAGGCACCCUUCCCCAAAAGGCGAACUUCACGCACUGCGAAAGAACCGAUUUCGCUGCUUAUCAUGCAGCGGGUACACACAGUAUUGUCGGUGCAGGCUUACCGCCCAAUUGCCACUCAACUGCCACUCAACUGCGUCACUUCCGAGGAAUUAGAAUGUUCUGAAAUGGCAAAUUGGAAUUGAAUGUCUAUUUGGCCAUCAAUCAAACUUGGUAGCGAAUGAGGAAGUUCACUUCGAUCUGACUGUGUCUUCUUCCAGCUCUCAGCGGCACAGCAAUGGUGCCAUGUCUGUUGGCUGCAGGUACGGUGUAAGGGUAUUAGAUUACUCCCCGAACCAUCAAAGUUUAGUCGGAAGUUUGCCAUCAAAUCUGCUUUGUUACAUUUUCCGAUCUGCUAUUUGAGUCUGGUGUAACACUUUAUUUCGGACGCCCCCGGCAUUGUAUACCGUAACGCUCGUAUUGAGCGGGUGGAUUCAUCCCCAUAGACUGAUUUUUUGAUUAUCACGGAUGAUUCUUCAAUUUGUCCACUCAUCAUCGCCUCCCUCAGGUAAGACCUUGCUAUGCCAGCCUGAGCCGGGCCUUUUCCGGCUUGCGGCAUUUACGUGGCUCUGUGAGUUGUAGGAGGAACUUCGCGUCAAAUCACUCGAACCGUUAGAUGUAUCAAUAGAGGCCAGCACUUUAGUGGUAAAUGCUAAUAUCGCAUAUCUUGCGGCCUUCUCCAACACCUACCAUCUUUCCAGUCGUUUCUGCUCUUUGGUGGGGUGUUUCUCACGUUGUCC
Messenger RNA from Cadophora gregata, 1895 nucleotides. RefSeq lists its product as uncharacterized. The coding region runs from base 42 to 998 and encodes 318 amino acids. The transcript is spliced from 2 exons. Lineage: Eukaryota; Fungi; Ascomycota; Leotiomycetes; Helotiales; Ploettnerulaceae. The record is from RefSeq and is a predicted model, not a curated record.